AUGCGCUGGCUUAUCCUAUUGCUGUCGCUCGGAUCUAAACUGCAUGCCCAUUUCGACGCCUCACAAUGCGGCAACCAUAAAACGUGCAUCUACGUGCCGGCUGGCUGUGAAAAGAACAAUGUAUGCAAGAACAUCUUCAGCUAUGCACCUGUUGCCGACGAUUACGUCGAUAUGGAGAUGUACAGCACGGACUACACGGCAGGCACGAAUUAUCUGGCCGUCGGCUUCUCCAAGGAUGAUCUAAUGGGCGAUGAUGCCGUCACUCAAUGUGUCUUUGACGAGAAUGGCAAGGCCGAAGCACACGUUUCUUACAAUUUCGGCAAAAGUAACCAGCCACCGCAGGAACCCGAAGAAAAGACUGCCGAAUCUUCUCAAGUUGAACUGGUCCACGCUGAAAAGGAUGACAACAGUCUAUAUUGUAGGAUUCGACAAAAGAUCAGCCCGGGUCCGAGCGCAUUCUUCCCCAACCUGGAUCAGGAUCACACCAUCUUCUUGGCAAGAGGCAAGGCGCGGAAGCCAGAAUUGCUCGGUGUCCACAAGCUUGACCCAACCUCCCCGGAUUUCCCACAUGUCUCCACCGAAAAGCAUAACAUCGGCAAACGGCAAACAGUGAAUACACAACCAAGCGCUUCCGCUGGGCCCUGGAUCACAAUGAGCGUCCGUAGUUGGCUUAUUCGAUUCCAUGGAAUCCUGAUGCUGUUCGCAUGGCUAUUUUUCAUCCCGCUCGCCGUAUUCGCAGCCAGAUUCUUCCGUGAUCAUUGGCCCGGCUCAGCUCCGAAUGGACUGAAAUGGUGGUUCCAUUUACAUCGCACGCUGAACCUGAUUGCUUGUCUAUUUGUGAUAAUUGCCGUUCUUUCAAUAUUUUUGGCCGAAGAUUGGCGAUGGACAGGGCCUGCGGUCGGCAGAUCUGACGAUGAGAAUUGGAAUGCCGGAGGAGUACACUCGUUGGUCGGCGCGAUGGCCGCCCUAGUUGCUAUCGUCAACCCGCUGAUGGCACUGAUGAGAUGCGCUCCAGACACAGGAGCAAGGCCGAUUUUCAAUUGGACGCAUCGUAUCCUAGGCAUCUUCGGAUUCCUCUGCGCCAUGAUCGCCAUUUUCAUUGCGACAAACUGGUUCUUUGCACGCUGGUGGAGCCACUCACUAGCUUUUUUGCUAUUCCUAGUCUUUUUGGUGCUUCUUAUAAUCUCAACCCUGAUAUUUGAGAUCUUGGACUGGAUGAAAACCAGAACGCAACAUAAGGUGCACCAGAUGGAGAUGCGGGGGCGAGGCAGAUACGACGACAACGGACGAAUUGUUACAUAUACAAAAGUGCUGCAUGAGAGGCCGAUGCACGGCACAACAGUCAUUUGGAACCUCUUCGGACUUGCUGCCCUUGCAAUCGUGAUCACACUUUCCAUUUUCCUCAUACUAUCGCCCAAA
Molecule: messenger RNA, 1419 nt
Organism: Mesorhabditis spiculigera
Lineage: Eukaryota; Metazoa; Nematoda; Chromadorea; Rhabditida; Rhabditidae
Source: the annotation of a GenBank genome assembly